This is a messenger RNA of Cynoglossus semilaevis (tongue sole), 1750 nucleotides long. It is a transcript of the gene serpine1, whose product is annotated as serpin peptidase inhibitor, clade E (nexin, plasminogen activator inhibitor type 1), member 1. Gene Ontology annotation, biological process: negative regulation of vascular wound healing; negative regulation of endopeptidase activity; negative regulation of plasminogen activation. The transcript has 9 exons. Gene Ontology annotation, molecular function: serine-type endopeptidase inhibitor activity. The record is from RefSeq and is a predicted model, not a curated record. NCBI's taxonomy places the organism in Eukaryota, Metazoa, Chordata, Actinopteri, Pleuronectiformes, Cynoglossidae. The coding region runs from base 112 to 1368 and encodes 418 amino acids.
GGUGUUUUGUAGGAAGUUUUUCCAGACAGUGUCAGAUGACAUCAUUGUCUGUAAUAGUGGGAGUGUGGGUGGAGGGUGGAGCUUGUAACCUCCCAGCUGCACACUAUAAAAAUGCCUAACUUAUGUCAGUCUUCCAGACAUCAGCCGCAGCAAAAGAGCAGACAGAAAAUUGCGAGAGAGACAGAGACUACAAGGAUGCUUUGCGUUUACAUGUUCCUGUUGCUGACCCUUGGCAGAAAAGGGUUAGCAUCUCUGCAAGACAAGCAAACUGACUUUGGUCUGAAGCUGUUCUUUCAACUGAGCCAAGACUCCUUGGACAGGAAUGUAGCCGUCUCCCCCUAUGGCGCUGCCUCUGUGCUGUCUAUGGCUCAGCUUGGCGCUGCUGGAAACACCCGGAAGGUGUUAAGAGCUGCGCUGGGCUUUUCUCUGCAAGAGCGCAGCGUUUCUCAACAGCAGCGUCUCCUGCAGCGGGAUUUGUCCAAUGAGGAGGGCAUCGAAAUUGCUAGUGGGGUCAUGGUGGAAAGGAAAAUGAGCCUGGAGAAGAGGUUCCGUCGGUCGCUGGCAAAGGCUUUCCAGACCCAUCCUCACCAAGUGGACUUUACUAAGCCAGACCAGGCAGUCAAUGUCAUUAACUCAUGGGUGUCGGACUACACUGCAGGUGCCAUCCCUGCAUUCUUAGACCCUGGAUCUCUCACUGAUGAGACACGCCUGAUCCUCUUGAAUGCUCUCCACUUUCAGGCCCUAUGGAAAGUUCCUUUUGACCAAAGACACAGCCAUGAAAGGAUGUUUCACUGUGCUAAUGGGAGCACAGUUCCAGUGUACAUGAUGAGCCUCACCAACUACUUCAACCAUGGCGAGUUUGUGACUUCUGACGGUGUGGACUAUGAUGUCAUCGAGGUCCCCUAUGAAGGCGAUUCAAUGAGCAUGCUGCUCGUGUCACCCUUUGAGCAUGACGUUUCUCUGACGACUCUCAGUGCUGAUCUGAGCAGUCAAAGGAUCCAGCAGUGGAGAGCCGAAUUCAGACGAGUCAAAAGGCAGCUGACUAUUCCCAGGUUUACUUUGGAUUCAGAGGUGGACAUGAAAACUGCUCUAGUUAAAAUGGGACUAGGAAACAUGUUCAACCUGGCAAGUGCUGACUUCACACGCAUAACCAUGGAUGAAAGGCUGUGUGUGUCAAAGGUUCUUCAAAGAGUAAAGAUUGAGGUGAACGAACAUGGAACCAAGGGAGCAGCAGCAACUGCGGCUGUCAUGUUCUCACGUAUGGCAGUAGAAGAAAUCACACUUGACCGGCCGUUCCUAUUUCUCAUUCAGCACAAACACACAGGUGCUCUUCUCUUCAUGGGUCAGUUCAACCAGCCUCAACAAUAACAUUAAUGUCUAAGGAGCUGCAUUUAUUCGAUAACCUGAAUAAAAACCACAGUGGACCACAUGGCACAAUGAGACAUCAUAUUAAAAAAGACAGACUGACAGACUGGGAAGCUCACUGAAAGACUUUGGAUGUUACCUUUCUAUUUAUUUCUAUAACUGUUUGUGGUCGUACUAUAAAUGAUGAGUGAGUAGUUAGUAAGUUACUGUUGUUUGACACGACAGAUGUUAAUGCACUUCACAUACAAACAGUUUGCUGCACAUAUACUGGUAAUGCUUUCUUACAAAGAUGUAUUUUUACAGUUCAUUUUAUUGUUGUUAUUACUUUAUAUUGCAUUUAUAUUUUUCCAGUUGUUGUAUUUAUUAAAAGUAUAUGUUUACAUAA